Molecule: messenger RNA, 542 nt
Organism: Meleagris gallopavo (turkey)
Lineage: Eukaryota; Metazoa; Chordata; Aves; Galliformes; Phasianidae
Source: RefSeq, a predicted model, not a curated record
AUGGUGGUUGGAACCUGGAAGUUCAGAGUCACAGAGAUUAAAUGUUGCUUUUGUAAUGUAUUUUUUUCCUUUUUGCUAGCUGGCUUGCCUUUUGCAAUUCUCAAUUCAAGACGUAUCCCCUUCCAGAGAGGAGUUUUCUGUAGUGAUGAAUCCAUCCGGUAUCCAUACAAAGAGGACACCAUUUCUUAUAAGUUGUUAACAGGAAUAAUUGUUCCUUUCAGUAUAAUUGUUAUAAUCUUAGGAGAGACUCUCUCUGUCUUUUAUAACCAUUUGCACUCAAACUCAUUUGUCAGAAAUAACUACGUAGCCACUAUCUACAAAGCCAUUGGAACCUUCAUUUUUGGAGCAGCUGCUAGCCAGUCAUUGACGGACAUUGCCAAGUACUCCAUAGGCAGACUGCGUCCUCACUUCCUUGCGGUGUGCCAGCCUGACUGGGCACAAGUCAACUGCAGUCUGGGUUACAUUGAGAACUUCCCGUGCCAAGGAGACAAAGCAAAAAUCAAUGAAGGAAGGUGAGUCUGAUGGAUCUUGUAAACUUGGUU